GGACGGGGAAGGGGCGGGCAGAGGGUCCCCUUUGGAGCAUUCCGGCGGAGGGACAAACCUUUGUGGAAUCUAGAACGUCGAGUAAUGAAUGAGAAGACAGCAGGGCGUUCGAAGGGGCCGAAAUGAGACCUCCUCCGCACGUCCCCGUAGCCCAGUCACGAAAGUAAAUUUAGGGUCCUUCCGUAUCAAAUGUUUCCACUUCACCUAGGCGCUGCAUUCCUUCCUAGCCCCAUUUAUGGGAUCGGCUUCUUUCAACGCUCAUUUCAGUGUGUCGAUUUGCCCAGUAGCACCGUGUCCUGACCUUUUAGUUUUUCCAGAAGUGCUCUCAGUCCCCCUUGAUCUUCGUGUCCCCUUUUUACUACCGUAUCCAGUCCCCGGCUCGCUUUACGUAAGAGCUCGGCUAUUCAUUCACCUCUGAAGUGCUACCUGCCACCCACUCUCGCCCCACCCACAACAGCCCGCCUAAAAUUUCCCUGCUUGUAGGUUGGGGGAAGCAAGAUUGGGUGAUUUGUCAACAACUGCUGGCCAUGCUCCUCCCAUUGUGUCUCCGUCGGAAGGAGCGUCAAUGGUGAAUCUGACAGACCCAUCUUUGGGAAAAAGAAAGUUUUGCACUGAAGGCAGAGGCCAGUUUAGUAAGUGCUGUUUGCUAAACUGGAAAAUGUUGGUCCUCCUUAAGGAUGAACACAUUUUGGCUGCAGUCCUGUGUCCACUUACCUGGAAGUAAGCCCCAGUGAACUCAAUGAAACUUAUUUCUGAGUAGUGUUUGCUGCCAUGGCCAGAAGGGCUUUAAAACUUGCAUCGUUGGCCACCGCAGCAGCAGCCACCACUGGGUUUUACCUGUAUGGCAACAAGCACCUGGAUCCCAACGAUUUUGGAGUUGUUCGAGUAGGCAGAGCAUUUGCCACAACAGCAGUUAUUACCUUCGACUACCUCACUUCUCUCCGGAGUGUUUCACGCGGGACAGAAGAAUAUGAGUCUGUCAAAUCACAGGUGCAUCUGCGCUCUGCAGAACGUCUCCGAGACCUGUGUUGUGCCAACCGGGGCACCUUCAUCAAAGUGGGGCAGCACCUGGGGGCUCUCGACUAUCUCUUGCCUGAGGAAUACACUCGCACACUCAAGGUGCUGCACAGCCAAGCCCCUCAGAGCAGCAGGCAGGAGAUCGAGCAAGUGAUCUUGGAGGACCUGGGCAAAGGGAUUAAUGAGUUGUUUAUAAGUUUUGAAGAUGCUCCAUUGGGGGCGGCAUCCCUGGCCCAAGUCCACAAGGCUGUGCUGCACGAUGGGAGGACCGUUGCAGUGAAAGUCCAGCACCCGAAGGUUCAAACACAGAGUUCAAAGGAUAUACUGUUGAUGGAGGUCCUUGUCUCAGCCGUGAAGCAAAUCUUCCCAGACUUUGAAUUCAUGUGGUUAGUUGAAGAAUCUAAAAAGAACUUGCCUCUUGAGCUGGACUUCCUGAACGAAGGGAGGAAUGCUGAGAAGGUGGCCCACAUGCUCAGAAAGUUUGACUUUCUAAAGAUCCCUAAGAUUUAUUGGGAGCUCUCAACAAAGCGUGUUCUUUUCAUGGAGUUCAUGGAAGGUGGGCAGGUGAAUGACAAGGCCUACAUGGAGAGAAAUUGCAUCAAUGUCAAUGAGAUAUCUUACAACUUGGGGAAGAUGUACAGUGAAAUGAUAUUUGUCAAUGGCUUUGUGCACUGUGACCCACACCCUGGCAACGUGUUGGUGAAGAAGUGCCCAAGUACAGGCAAGACACACAUUAUACUUCUGGACCAUGGGCUCUAUCAGGUCCUGUCAGAGAACUUCCGCUUGGACUAUUGCCGGCUUUGGCAGGCCUUGAUCAAAUCUGACAUGAAGCGUGUCCAGAAAUACAGUCGUCGGCUGGGAGCGGGCGACCUGUAUCCCCUCUUUGCAUGCAUGCUCACUGCCAGGUCUUGGGAGUCAGUCAACAGGGGCAUCGACCGGCUGCCAGUCACUAAACAAGAGGAUGUGGAAAUCCGGACGAACGCUGCCAUGUACCUACCUCAGAUCACCAAGCUGCUGAACAGCGUCCCCCGUCAGAUGUUGCUGCUGUUGAAGACCAAUGAUUUGUUGAGGGGCAUCGAAUCGGCUUUACAGACACGGGCCAGUGCCAGCUCCUUCCUGAACAUGUCUCGCUGCUGCAUUCGAGCUGUCUCCACGCACCAGAGGAGCAAAAGUGACUCACUGUACAGGAAGGCACAGAUAUCCAUCUCUGAGGCCCUGAGCUUGUGGCAGAUCAACUUGUACGAACUUUUCCUGCGGCUGAAGGGGUCCCAGCUGGGGAACUGGGUCAUUGCAUUCCUGAGCUGGAUGCACCAUUCCUCGUAGUGACAUGAACUGGUGGCAGAAUCUGGGCCUGAUUAUAUCCUUGCCUUUCUCAGCUGUGGCAUCUUGUUUCUAUUUAUUCUGCUGGAGUUUUCUGGGUCUGUUUUCAUGUAACACAUGGUGCUGUCCUUGUUGCCUUUUGCAGGGUCACUUUCUUUCUGAGGCAGAGAAGGCGAAAUCACAAAACAGCAUCUAGAGCUCAAGGGAGCCAGAAGUCUCAUGCUUCCAGAUAUAGUUCAGGAUGGUGGCAGCUUAGGGAGAAGGUUGCAAAUUUCUCUGUCCGCAGAUCUCUAGCUGAAGUCCUAAAGAACUGCACAGAACCAACGAGCUUCUAACAAUACCAUACAUGUUUCCUGAGCAGAUACUGCAGAAUUGUUGCAUUAAUUCCCCUUCAGUUCUGCUGAAAUAUUCCAAAACAAAAUGGAUAUCAGGUAGGCAAAGAACUGAAAGCCAGAAUGUCUAAACAGUACUCCAACUUCUGGGAGAUUUUGAACGAAAAGGCUGGGAGUGAAACCAGUGAGAAUUUCUUUUCUAAUUGUCACCCUACCCCUCUCCAGGUGACAUUUUUUUUUAAAAACAACCACAACCACAGACAUGUCUACUAGCCAUGGAAUUCAAGUAACCUGUUUUGGGCCUCUCUGGUUGUGAGGUUUGGGAAAUUUGGGGACAUUUUAAUUGCCUUAAUUGCCUGAGAUGUAAACUAGAGGCAGCAACACCAACCUGCAUUGGAAGUGUUCAGAGAGAGACACUGUUGAAUGGCAACACAUUAUUGUCUGAGAACUCAUUCACAAGUCAGUGCUGGUCAUGUUUUGUGUAUUUGCAAGGGGAAAUAAACGAGCGUCCUCCCUUUGGGAGGUAAAAAGAGCACAUGUGCCUAUUUGGUUUUUUUUUUUUUUAAAAAAAAACAACCUUUCUCACAAGAGUAACCUGUCUCUCUUGUGUUGGCAGUGAAAUUGGAUCUAUUCACCAGCUCCACAGAUGGAAGCAACCAUCCUGAAGUCCUAUAAAUAUGGACCUACUUUGCACAAAAGGGUUUUCACUAAUGCAUCUUUCUUGAGUUUAUAAAGACAGUUUGAUAAAGGAGGAACAAUAGACUUGUUCCCAUAAUAUAAAAAAUAUUAGACUUUGCGACCAUUAAUUAAUGACCAUUUAGAAAUCAUUAUCAUCCUCCAACUGCUGUAAAUAGCUGAAGAGCACUCACAUAUAGAAAAUCUGCAGGAAUUCUCUAUUUAGAGAUUUGCUCCAAAUGUAAUAUGACUGCACCCACUUUUUACUUGUUUAAAAAACAACAACCAAAAAACCCACAAAACCUUUAACAUGUACAAAAAGUACAUACCACUGAUAACCAGGCAUCAGAUUAUAAAUUAGUUUCAGUUUGUUUUUUGGGGGGUGUGAAGGACCAUUCAUGAUAGACAUUUUAAAGAUUCUCUUUCCAGUUCAUUGAUAUAAAUCUUUUAGGUAUAUUAUACCACAGCCAUUGCCAGACUGUUGUUGUUAUUGCUACCCCUAAAUCUUCCCACCAUUUUAUUUGACAAGCCAUAGGUCUUAUCAGCUAAGAGAUUUAACACUGAAUAAAUUCUACCAAUUUUACAAUCUUCUACUGUACCAGGUACACGAAAGAGAAUACUUUCAAACUUAUGUUAGAUCUCUCUGACUGAGAGCUGCAUUUGACUGAGGGUCAAAACAAAACAUCUGACUGGAAGGUAUUGGGGGAGCUGUUGAAUUCGUCCUAGCUUUUGAUUGCUCAACAAUGCCGCUUUCAAUAAAGUCCUUCAGGAACAUUCAUCCUUUGGUCCUCCUCCAAGCAGACACAAGGCCACUUGUGUCUUUUCUGUUUAUAUGUUACAGAAACAUGAGGAAUGCUGGAAGUGCUCAAUGGGAUUUUGUAGACAUGCCAAAAUUAAAAGACCACUGUUGCACAUUU
Molecule: messenger RNA, 4261 nt
Organism: Podarcis muralis (Common wall lizard)
Lineage: Eukaryota; Metazoa; Chordata; Lepidosauria; Squamata; Lacertidae
Gene: ADCK1
Product: aarF domain containing kinase 1
Biological process (GO): lipid homeostasis; protein phosphorylation; mitochondrion organization
Cellular component (GO): mitochondrial inner membrane
Molecular function (GO): ATP binding; protein kinase activity
Source: RefSeq, a predicted model, not a curated record